Messenger RNA from Xenia sp. Carnegie-2017, 1954 nucleotides. Its product is annotated as serine palmitoyltransferase 2-like. Bases 137 to 1708 code for a protein of 523 amino acids. The record is from RefSeq and is a predicted model, not a curated record. The transcript has 10 exons. NCBI's taxonomy places the organism in Eukaryota, Metazoa, Cnidaria, Anthozoa, Malacalcyonacea, Xeniidae. Gene Ontology annotation, biological process: ceramide biosynthetic process; sphingosine biosynthetic process. Gene Ontology annotation, molecular function: pyridoxal phosphate binding; serine C-palmitoyltransferase activity. Gene Ontology annotation, cellular component: serine palmitoyltransferase complex.
AGACAUACGAUAUUAUGCCGAUAAAUAUUCAUUCGAUAAAGAAUGCAACAUUAUUGGCUUUAUUGUAUGAACUAGUGUUACUCUCAUUGUCUCAGCAGUGAAGUUUUAAAUCUUUUAAGAAAUAUAAAAAACAAUCAUGAAUGAGAAGUUUGAUAAACUUGGAGAUCACGACAAUGGCAAUAGCAUGCAAAAAUCACGCAAAAAUGGGGAAACAACACAUAAAAAUGGAGUAGAAAAUGGAAAAUCAAAUUACAAAAAUCAUGAAGAGUUUGAGCAAACGCCUAUAUGGAUUGCUGUUAUGACAUAUAUUGCAUAUGCAAUAUUAAUUUUAUUCGGUUAUUUGCGUGACUUUAUGCGUUUUUACGGUUUGGAAAAGUCACGGGCGUAUAAAGAGAAAGGAAAUAAAGGUUUUGUGCCGUUAUAUUCAAGUUUUGAAAGUUUCUACACAAGAAACCUGUAUCGUCGUAUCCGAGAUUGUUGGAAUCGACCAAUUUGUAGUUCACCUGGGGCAGAGAUAGAGAUCAUUGAACGCCAGAGUGCAGAUAGCAACUGGACUUUUGAACAUACAGGUGAAACAAUUCGUGCACUCAACCUUGGUUCUUAUAACUAUCUUGGUUUUGCUGAGAAUUCUGGUCCUUGCACAGAUGACUCUGAGCAAGCUGUGAGAGAUUAUGGCCUUGCUGCAUGUAGCACCAGACACGAGUACGGCACACUUAAUAUUCAUGUUGAGCUAGAGCAUUUGGUUGCGCGUUUCAUUGGCAAAGAGGCGGCAAUGGUCUUUGGAAUGGGAUUUGCAACAAACUCAACAAAUCUUCCCACUCUAGUUGAUAAAAAAUGCCUUAUAGUCAGUGAUGAGCUCAAUCAUUCGUCCUUAGUACUUGGAGCUAGGCUUUCUGGUGCAAAGAUUAAAGUGUUCAAACAUAAUGACAUGGCUCAUCUUGAGGAGAUUCUCAGAAGCUCAGUGAUACAGGGUCAACCUCGUACACACAGACCAUGGAAGAAAAUUUUGAUUGUUGUGGAAGGAGUAUACAGCAUGGAGGGCUCAAUAGUGAAACUUCCAGAAGUGAUAGAGCUUAAGAAGAAGUACAAGGCAUAUCUUUAUCUUGACGAGGCUCAUAGUAUUGGUGCAAUGGGUCCACAUGGUAGAGGUGUAGCUGAUUAUUAUGGCAUUCAUCCAAAGGAUAUUGAUAUCAUGAUGGGUACAUUUACAAAGAGUUUUGGAUCAGCAGGUGGCUACAUUGCUGCCUCCGAGGAAAUCAUUCGUCAUAUUCGAUCAUCAUCUCAUAGUGCAGUUUAUGCAUGUUCAAUGUCACCUCCAGUGGCACAGCAAAUAAUCUCAUCAAUGAAGAUCAUCAUGGGUGAAGAUGGGACAGGCGAAGGGCAAAAAAGACUUCACACCUUAUCUGAGAAUAGCAAGUAUUUCCGACAAUCCUUAAAAAAAGCUGGUUUCAUUGUGUAUGGACACGACGACUCAGUAAUUGUUCCUGUUUUGAUUUUCCUUCCUGGAAAAAUAAGUGCCCUUAGUCGUGAGUUGUUGAAACGAGGAAUUGCAAGUGUUGUCGUAGGAUUUCCUGCUACUAGUAUUCUUGAGUCUCGUGCAAGGUUUUGUAUAUCUGCCGCUCAUACAAGGGAUCAAUUGGACAAGGCGGUUACUGCGAUGAUCGAAGUUGGUGAUUUGCUUGGUAUGAGAUAUUCUCGUAGGCAUUAAAAAUAAAGGCAGAAUUUCUGGUUGAAAUGCGAAAUGUGGUCUGAUGUGAAUUCAAAAUUUUUUUUGAGAAGGAUAAUUUAAUGCUGGAAAAUGCUAGGGUGAUUACAUUAAUGUACCAACGAACAAAUUUAAUUUGAUACUUUAAAUAUAGAUGUAAAUAAUAUCCAAAUGUAGACAAUUGGAAUAGGGAUCUGUAGUAAUGUUUCCAAAAUCAAAAAUCAAAGAUAUUAGUUUUACAUAGUGCAA